Molecule: messenger RNA, 6264 nt
Organism: Amoebophrya sp. A25
Lineage: Eukaryota; Dinophyceae; Syndiniales; Amoebophryaceae
Source: the annotation of a GenBank genome assembly
AAAACAAACUCAUGGGGGAGGGCAAUCAGAUAGAGACUAGUCAUCAGGAGCCCAGAAAGGAAAAACUACCAUGUCCGCCGCGCUUUCCGCGGCGCCUGAGCAGCGGAGCUUUAGUCCUGAAAAUUCCGUUUACAAGCGGUUAUUUUCAACACAGAAUGUAGCUGGUCCAGAAAGCAGAGCGGCCUCAGUGCCGCCGACGAUACUGCAGGUCCCGCCGACCGCGUUUCCGACGGUUCUGCCCACGACGACGCCACUCACUUCGACAGAGCUAUCGAAAGCAGGAGUACACCCUACGACUUCACCUGGUGCGACGGGACAGCAAAGUGGGAUCAAUGGCGGGACCUCGGUCCAGUAUCCCUAUCCACUUCUCUCUGUACGGGCCGCAACUUCGACGUCGCUCUCUGCCCGCGCACCGGGAAGUGUGCGUGUGACGGUGCAGCCAGCAGUGACAACCAGUAGCCAUGCGCUGUACAAUCAGGCGGGAAGCAGCAGCACUGCGCCCGUUUUUUUGCCACCAGACAGUGCGCGAAGCAGUCAAGGAGAGAGGUUAGCCGGAAGUAUGGCAUCUUCGCCGCUUGGCGCCUCGAUGCCGAUAGUUUCAGCACGCACGAUGUCUGCUAACAGCACGGGCAGUACUGGCGCAGUUGCCAAUAGCGGCGGCAUGGGCAAUGUCAGAAAUCAGCUCUAUGCGACCGGAUUUGGAGGAGCAAUAGGGAUGAGCGGUAGUGGUUCAAGACGCGCGACAAUAGGAGCCCCGUCGAGAUCAGCGAUGCAACUGGGGCAGCUUGCAUCCGCAGCGUCUUCUCUGGUACCACAGAUGUCGCCUGGGUGGAUGAGUGCAGUGUCAUCAGUUCCACAGUACACCGCGCCUUCUCCUGGUGUCGUUGUGGUUCAGCAGCAGCAGCAGUCUAAAUCCAAUAUUUUGCAGUGUCCUGCUGACCCGUUGGCUAGUAGUCGAAGCCACGCCAGUUACGCACCCUCGGACCAGAAGGAGGUAGCGCAGCGAACAGGAACUCCUGGGACAGUUCGCAUUUUGCAGUAUACAACAAGCAGCGCUACCCCUGUGUCACCGUUGCCGCCACCGGGUGUUGUUCGAAUAGUGCAAGGAACGACGGCUACUUCUGGAAUGAAUCUCAGUCCCACUUCGGCGGUUGUGUCUCGUGUCCCUUUACGACCGACAGCGUCGCAGCAACAUGUUGGCGCUAGGAAAGAGGAUAGCGUCGAAGAGUACAGCGGCUCGUUGAAUGAGAACCGGAUGCCCCCACAGGUUGUUAUAGUACAGCAGCAGCAGCAAGCUCCGACUGUUCAAGUUGAGAAUGCGGCUGGUGGGCUUACGCCGAGUCAAUCCAGUGUAGGCACCGUUCCAGUGAGACGUGUUGUGACAGCAACAACGACUCGACCAUCAGGAGAUGCUCUGAGUAGUAGUCAAAAUCACGGUCAACAUCUUCAGAACUAUGUUGCAACGACAUCGUCUUUCUCGUCGUCUUCUGCUGCACCAGUGACCCUUCACAGGCGCUGCAUGACCAUACGGCCAGUAACCGAACAAGAAGGGGACGCCGAGGAUCCGGACUUUGUUCCGGGGUUUUCUGCGCAGCAACCAGGGACUCGAAAGUCCGUUUGUUUUGGUCAGAACGAAGUUCGGGGGAUCCUCUCAGUCAAGUCCGGCGCAUCUGCGGAGGAAUCGAUGAGCGCCUCUGUGUCAUUCGGUUACGGAGGUGGGGUCGCACCGCUAGGCGGCGUUACUGGGAACAACAGCGCAGGGGAGCACCAGGGGACUUGGUCCCUCACAGAAGGUUCCAUUGGCUCAAGAAGCGCAAAUAGCGGGGCUGCUGCAUUUCGGGGAGGCACUACGCCCGACGCACUUAGUACGAGUAAUAGCCGGCCUGGGAGCGCUUUACGGCGGACCUUGGAUGAGACGAACCCACGAAAUGCGGCGCGAUCAUCGCCUAGGGAAUCCCGCAAAGCUGCGUUGCCGUUGUUUGCGGGACGCUUUGGCAAGACAGCGUCAAAGGAUGGCGCAUCGCCUCUAGAUCGAUCUAGCAUGCUAGAUAAAUCGACGCUCUCCAGCGACGGAGGCAGUGGGAGCGCGUCUGCCCGCAUGACAAGAAAGCAACCGCUACCGAAAUUUCGACGAAAGACAAUGUCCGCCUUUCGGCCAGGCGAGCGCACAAAGGAAUCAAAAAGUGCGAAAUCCUCAGAAGAACGAGAUGAGCUUGCGAAGAAAAUCGCGGAGCAAGCCGUUGAGCAACUGGAGGUUAUCGAGGAAAACCGUGCCAGCGUAGAGGUGUCUGGUGGAGGCAGUGACGGCCGCGACGGAAAUCGACAUGAUAGUACUUCUGCGAAACCAACUGUGGCAAAGGAGACCGAGCAAAGAACUCCGACUCUGAAACAGCCAGAUGUUGCAGUCGUUACAACUUCAUCGAAGACAACAAGGAGUCCCACCAUGAAGCCAGAGAACGUGCACUUUCCGCAGCCGGACAUUCUCAAGGUUGACAACAUACCCAGUGACAAUCAAUUUGCGUAUCUCUUUGAGCAAAGCACUUCUAAGGACAAGGAUAAGGGAAAGUCUGCUGCUGGUCCUAGUGGGGUGAGCGCGACGCCACCUGUGAUUUUGAGCCCUAAGAAGCGCUCUGCGCGAAGCACCCCCAAAUCGCAGCCUUUGUCGCGUAGCACACUGAAGGAAAUGGCAAGACAACAGAUGGAUGAAGUGGUGGCAGCCUCAGCGCUUGAGAAAGCAAGGGACACCGAGGUGGUGCCAAUGAUGCCGCCGGUGCAAGAGAGCGAAACGGGUGUGGUAGCAGAUCAGGUAGAGCAUCAAGAAGAUGAUAUGAGUUGUACGCAUCUUCCUCUAGUUGCGGCCGAGGAUCGAGGCGAGACGUUGUCGAGCGCGCGCGGUGUUGAUGGUGCAGAUAUUGUUUCGGAGCAAUACACACCCCUGAAGCCUGCAGUAUAUGCCGAAGAGGAGCCAUUACGGUACUAUGCAUAGCGUGUUAAACACUGCAGAUUGAUGGAGUACUCAGGAUGAUAUUGAAGUCUCUUUUUGGCACGACUUGGUUCUUCCACCUCUUCGUUUAUUUAUUUCAAAUAGGCUAGGUCUAUCCCUCUGCACUACAGGCCGCGACGAGUUAAAGAGGACGCACCAAAACCGGUGGAGCAACGUCUGAAGAAACCAGCGGAUAAUGAUAGAAUACUUGGAGAGAGUCUCAAUUUGGACAAACUGUUGCGUUCAGUGAGACCAGGAAUGCGAGGCGAGACGCCGCGGGUAGUAAGUAGAUAGACUUGUCCAAGCCCACGAUUACAUUCGAUUCCACAAUAAAAUGUUGAAGAGAUAAUAGUACAUUCAUUUUGGUUGAUGUAAGAGAAUUUUUCGUUCAUCUGCUGCUUAUCCGACCAUUCACAGCUUCGCAGCAAUAGCGGGAGCGUUCAGAAUUCUCCGUCAAGUUCGCGCGCCACCUUGGGUUUGCUCCAACAGUUUGAGGCGCACAGACGGCUACGAGGUGGCAACAGCAAAGAUUCAUCCACCUUGGGUGAUAAUACCACGACGCCACGCGGAGACCUAGGAGGUGCUCCGAACGUGAAUGGUGUAAGUUUGUACAAGCAACCAGCGCGUCGCCUGCCCACUAUCACUCGCGACUUACUGCAUGAGAUGCGCGGCUACACAAAGCCAAACAUGACCGCACAGCGCGUGUGUGCGGUCUUCGCCACCACGGUCCUGGAGAAACCAGAGUUUUUGCAGCACGGGACGACCUGGUUGCAGAUUAGACGAUGUUUCUCCAAUGUGGGGGACGUUUGCGCCAAGGCGCAAACUAAGCACGCUUUAGAGCCAGACCUUUUGAAGAAAAUACGCUGUUUCUUGCGUAAGCACAACCUGAAUAGCGUGCAAGCACUUCAAGAGCUACCACCCGCGAUGAUACGAGUCUUGGAUUACGUGAGAGCUUUUGCAGACGAUUGGACCGGACUUGUGUUGCCAAAGGAUGUGCAUCCAGCUGAAGUUACGACAGAGGUACUUCUUCUAGUUGUUCUCCCUGCUUACAUUUGCGUAGAUGCCUAGACACUAAAAAGAUGCUCCAUCAGCAGAAUAAUUUUUAACCUGAACAAAAGAUGUAGAUUUUUUAGCAGAAUAAUCUGUCUCUCUGUAUCUCUCUCUCAGCUCGGCGAUCCACGCUUACUUGGGGAUCAGACAUUCGACCGGAUUUUAGCUGGCGUGAUCCUUCAGAGGAAGAAGCAAGAGCUGAUCGCACUAUCGCGAGACGCAUCGCGGAACGGAUCCCGGUCUGUGUCGCAGAAUAACAGUCGCGUCGUUUCACCACAAGAGGACAAUCAGUUAUCACACCAAUUAUCGGGUGUGUCUUCGACUGUCGGUGUGAAUCAGUCAGCGGUUGCACCACGUACUGGUUCGAAAGUGCUAGCGGAUGGCUGUCCAGAAGGAAUUGUAGACCGUGACUCUUCAAAAACAUCCAGUGCGGAGAACUCACUGAGACAAAGAGCAGAACUUCUUCUUCAAAAUGGUCUUACCGCCUCCGCGUCCUCAUCAGUCAGCGAAUCUUCUUCUCUCAGAAAUGAGCGAAUCAUUAACACAGCUAGCGGGAAAGGACAAAUAUUUCUGGGGGAAGGGACAACCAUUCUGCCGCCGAAUAGUAGGAGUGCCACUUUGGAUGAGUGGAGUUGGUCAGCAACAUCAAGAAAUAACCCAGCAAGCGAGGGAUCUGGAGUGGCCGAAAAACCGAUUUAUCUCACGGCGUCAUCGCAAGACACUCACCUGCCAUCUGAUUCAAAAGGGUCUCUUACAAGCGAAGGACAACAAGUACUUUCUCACCAUUUGUGGAUGUUGUAGUAGAUCGACGUAGUGACAUGCUUGGACAGCGCAGUUCCACGCUUGGUGAUUCAGGUUCAGCAUCAUAGUUGACUGAUACCGUCCUGCAAUUUUCUUAAACAGGUUUCUUCCUCUUCCUCGAGUGGACAUUCGACACAACUUGGGGCUUCGUCGGCUUCUGAAGUUGAAAGUGAAAGUCGGGCUCCUCUCGAAGUUCUUCCCGACGUGUUUGCUAAGAAUUACAUAGGCGAUCGCUCCGCAGUUCGCGACCUAGUCAUUGCGAAGCCAGGGGUCGGGUCUGUCCUUUUUGAGGGUGCGACAGAUAUGAGCCGCAUUCCCGACAUGGACGCGCUUCAUGCGCGGAUCCAACUCCUUCCCGGCGAAAUUGUCGUCUACCCGGAACACCCUAGCGGGGCAACCGGGACUUCGGAAAUCGUGGCAAAGCCGCCGGUCGGAGAGGAAUUGAACAAACCGGCGUACGUUACCUUGUUAAACUGCAGACCGCCAGGGAGCGGCGAUGUGACGGAGAAGGUGGCACAAAAGUACAGGGAUAAAGUACAGAAGAUGACGGAAGUGAAGGGAGCACAAUUCAUCUCUUACGACGCACGGAAAGGAAUAUGGGUCUUUCGAGUGGCUCAUUUCUAAGUAGGUGGAAUCAAAGAACGAGCUUGUCGCUACUCUUAUGAUUGGCCUCCUUGCACGUGUAAUCGAGUAACUAGAGUAGAAGCAGACGAAAACGAAAAAAGUAUUAAUUACAAUCAUAGUACAUCUACAUUCACAGCGUAGAGCAAGAGCAACUUCGCAGAAACAUUCAUUACGUAUGUUACAUUACAAUUACUACCUAGAGCAAAUAUUCAAAACAUAGAGAUUGAGACAGAUUACAACAAAGAAUGUCAACCUGCAUUAUUGCGUGGCAGAAAAAGUACUGAAAUUGAUAUUCUCGAACAUAAGCUUAUCGACCUCGGCGAAAAAAAUGCUCAUGAUCCUAUUUCAAUCACUUCGAAAAGUAGAGAAAAAUUCGAUUACAUCAUCCGUUCUUCAAAUCCUUAAUCCCCCAGUUGAGUUUCACAGUAUGAACUUGUGUUUUUUGCACAGAUAAAAAUACGUAGUCAUUGUCAACGUCAGUCGUUGUCCUUCAGCGGAUCUUUUUUUGGCACGCGGUUAGGAAUGGACUGUGCAGUGAACAGUUGUGCGGAAACAAUACUACAGAAUGAAACAAUGCAUAUCACAGAUGAAGAACAAACAUAGUGUGGUCCUUCAAGAAUGUCAAUGUUGUUGUACUCGUCCGUUGCUCAAGUUGAGUGUAGAAACGAAGAAAGACUUAGCAUCAAGCUCAGAGCUAUACUGUGCUGGCAGAAGGAAUGUAUCGCGUGUAGCCGAUGUAGUCCUGCGAAUGAAAUCUCUGAGGCGCAAACUUCGUCACGUUGAUUGCAUAGUAUUUUCAUUUCCUG